CAGUGUACGUGUAGACUUCUAAUGUCUGGUUACUAUCGCUUUCUAUUUGAUUGCUUUACCAGCAUUCAACAUCAAGAGUAGUGGAGUCAGAACUUGGCGUCUCAACAAUUCUUAAGACAACCCAUCUCACUCCUUUAGUACACUGUUUGCAACGCUACACGAUCGACGACUUCUCUAUACUAAUAUAAUUCCUCCGUGUUUAUUAUUAAGUUGUUGUAUUAUAUCUAUAAAAUUAUCAGAUACUUGAUCAUCAUAUUUACUUGCAAGUAUCAACAUUAUCAACAACAGUUUAACCAGACACUUGAGCUAUGUUUGUUUUUUGUGAAGUAACGUGAACAAUAUUACCAAGUUUAAGUUUUAAUUUUAUACGACAAUAGUUAAACAUGCUAUGAAAGAAUUACAAACUUGUCUAAAAAUUAAAUAAAGUGUUUGAAAGAAUAAUGAGGACUACAAUGAACACUACAAAGGGUAAUAAACCCUUUAAACGGAGUAUUACAGCACCAGAAGUGCCGGUUCAGUCAUCACCUUUAGAUUACCGUGGACGAUUCAUGUCAGAAUUUCCUAGUGAAGCUGAAAACGGAAGUAUGCAAAGUGUCAUGAAAAUUUUCAAAAAAAAAAAUAACUUGGUGACAAGUAGAGUAGCUCAUCCUCAAACUUCAAGCUCACAGAUGCUGAUGAAUCAAAGUCAAAGUAGCAGUAGCUCGAGCAGCACAACGACGAGUAGUCGAGUUGCUAAAUCCUCUCAGAGGAUACUCACAUCUUCCUCAUCUAGUGAAAUGAAGACUAGUUCUAUGAAAAGCGAUUUAACUGAGCUUAAGAGAGGUAUCUCAGAAAUGAAAAACAUAUCAACUAAUUUUUCACAUAGGCUGAGAAACAGUAUGGAAAAUCUCGUUGACAGAGAUGUCAGAAGUGCUGAUGAUGAAGAUGAUGAAAUUGAACCACUAGUUACGUUUCCUGAUUCGGAUACACCACCACCAGUCACUGGAGUUGGAACUUUAACAGUAAAUUCAUCAUCACAACUUGCAAACCUUAAUCCUUUGAAUGAUCUUCACUCUAUGAGUCCAAAAAUAAAUAUGUCCACAAUGCCCAACAUUGGUCUUACUACCGGUGCAGAGACGAUGAAAUUUGAACAGAAGAAAAUGACAAGUGCAUCUAAAACGAAGGUCGUCACUGAUGGGUUUAGCGCAGAAAAAGCUAUUGCUAAUAGUGCUGAAAUGAGAGCUCUCCAAGCUGGUGAUGUUUCUUACAAAGAAGAAAGCUUAGCUUCUGCUGCGCGAGCUAGAGUUGAAGUUGAUGGAGUUUCUGCUGAAAAAAGUGUAGCUGCAGCAAGGGAACAGAGAAGUCUAAAAGCUGGAGACCUUUCUCAUCAUGAAACUAACAAUGUAGCAGCUGCUAGUAUGAAACUUCAAAGCGAUUCAUUUUCUUCUGAGAAAAAAGCAAUGGCUGCGCAGCAACAACGACAAACAAUGACUUCUACUGGAAUUUAUAACCAUGAAAAACACAUAGCUUCUAGCUCACAGUCGAGUUAUAAAAUAGCAUCAAAAUCAGGUGUGACAUCCAAGUCGUCAAUGCUAACAGCAGCAUCAGCAGUAAACCAACUAAUGAAUGGAAAAAGGCCUGCUGAAGAUGAACUUCUUUCUUUGCCUUUAGAUGAUUUAGAUCUUCUGUGUUCAAAUUCCAAUUCCCAAGAUGUAGAAAAAGUUCUUGUUAAAUAUUCUGGAUUUAUAGACAGUUUUUUGGAGCGUUUGAAAGCUUCAGACUCAAAUAAAAAUGGAAAAGCUCCAUUAUUGUUAAACAGAGUUAAUGAAAUAAUUAAAAAAGCUUGGGCAGUACCAACUCAUGGUCAUGAACUAGGAUAUACUCUAUGUAACACAUUGAGAUUACGAGGAGGAUUAGAUCUUUUAAUGUCCAAUUGUGUAUCAAGUGAUCAAGAACUUCAAUUUUCUUCAGCUCAAUUAUUAGAGCAGUGUUUAACAACAGAAAAUCGUGCUCAUGUAGUAGAAAAUGGACUUGAAAAGGUUGUAAAUGUAGCGUGUAUUUGUACGAAAAAUGCAAACUCUGUUGACCACUCAAGAGUUGGAACUGGAAUACUCGAACAUCUAUUUAAACAUAGUGAAGGAACUUGCAGUGAUGUUAUACGUUUAGGUGGAUUAGAUGCAGUUCUUUUCGAAUGUAGAAAGAAUGAUGUAGAGACAUUGAGACAUUGUGCUGGAGCUUUAGCUAACUUAUCACUCUACGGUGGUGCUGAAAAUCAGGAAGCCAUGGCUAAGCGAAAGGUACCGGUGUGGUUGUUUCCACUAGCAUUUCAUAAUGAUGAUAAUAUCAAGUAUUAUGCGUGUCUUGCUAUUGCUGUUCUGGUUGCUAAUAAGGAAAUAGAAGCAUCUGUGUUGGAAUCCGGAACUUUAAAUCUUGUUGAACCUUUUGUUACAUCACAUAAUCCUUACGAGUUUGCUAAAUCAAACUUAGCUCAUGCUCAUGGUCAAGCGAAAAACUGGUUAGAACGAUUGGUACCAGUACUGAGCUCUAAAAGAGAAGAAGCUAGAAAUUUAGCAGCAUUUCACUUCUGUAUGGAGGCUGAAAUUAAACAGCAACAAGGAAAUACUGAAAUAUUUCGAGCCAUUGGAGCUAUUGAACCCUUGAAAAAAGUUGCAAGUUGUCCGAAUGCUGUAGCUUCUAAAUUUGCCGCUCAAGCACUUCGACUUAUGGGUGAAGAAGUCCCACAUAAGUUAAGUCAGCAAGUACCUCUUUGGUCUACAGACGAUGUUAGAGAGUGGAUAAACCAAAUUGGCUUUGCUGAAUAUGCACAAAAUUUUGUAGAGAGUCGAGUAGAUGGAGAUUUAUUGCUACAACUAACAGAGGAAAACUUGAGAGAAGAUAUUGGCCUUACCAAUGGAAUCAGAAGACGAAGAUUUACACGAGAAUUACAGAAUUUGAAGAAAAUGGCUGAUUAUAGUAGUCGAGACGCUGGUAAUUUAAACUCAUUCUUGCAACAAAUUGGUCAAGAAUUUUCAAUUUAUACUUACAGUAUGUUAAAUGCUGGUGUUGAUAAAGAUUCAAUCAAAAAUAUCAACGAAGACCAAUUAAUUAAUGAGUGUGGAAUUUCCAAUAGUAUACAUAGGUUAAGAAUACUUGAUGCUAUCAAAAAUAGCCAUUCUAAUCAAUUUAGUUCUUGUGAACUCGAAUCACCAGACAAAAGUUUAGAUGUAUUUGUGAGUUAUCGUCGAUCCAACGGAUCCCAAUUGGCUAGUUUGCUUAAAGUUCACUUACAAUUGAGAGGUUUUACUGUAUUUAUCGAUGUAGAAAGAUUAGAAGCUGGUAAAUUUGAUAAUAAUCUACUUCAAAGUAUUCGCCAGGCUAAACAUUUUCUACUCGUACUCACGCCCAAAGCUUUAGAUCGAUGUUCACAAGAUCAUGAAUGUAAAGAUUGGGUUCAUAGAGAAAUCGUGGCUGCUCUUCAGUCUCAAUGUAAUAUCAUUCCUAUAAUUGAUAAUUUUCAAUGGCCUGAACCCGAAGAAUUACCAGAAGAUAUGCGAGCAGUUUGUCACUUCAAUGGUGUUCGUUGGAUUCACGAUUAUCAAGAUGCUUGCGUAGACAAAUUAGAAAGAUUUAUGCGAGGUGAAAUUCCUAUGCGAUCAGAUGUCAUGAAUAAUAUUCCAAGGGGAAUCGGAUCCAAGGAAGUGACAACACCUAGCACACCGGGUAGUUCAAAUAUUCGACAACCACCAAAUUAUCAAAGAAUGCAUAGCAAUGAAAGUCGAGGUAGUGACAAAGACUCCACAAUCAGAAAAUCCUCAAAUCCUAAUCGAUUAAUGAGUAUACCUCCAACAUCACCUCGCUUGAAGUUUAUUCACACAUAUCCUGGAAAAACUUCAGUACCUCAGAGACCGCCUAGACAUCCGUCCUUGCCUUCCGUCCGAUCACGAUCUUUGGAGCUAUUAGAUCAAUCAGAUGAAAAUUCCAGAAAUAAGACAGAUGAUACUAAACAACUAUCACCAAAACUACAUUCAAAAAGUUUAGAUGGUCUGUUAGAUGAAAAUAAAUCAUCUGACUUAAUAUCAUCAAAUAAUAAAAUUACAGGAACUAAAGCUAAUGAAGAAGUUUUUACUUCUAGUCAAAUUGCAAAUGACACUACGUUAAUUACAAAAGAAGGUGAAUCACUUCAGGAUGAAGAGAAUUUAUGUCCUCAACCUGUACCAAGACUUAAGCCGCGUUCAUUAAAAUUUGAAACACCUCAAAUUAAUGAAAAAGUGAAAGAAAAUAUUGAUAUAAGAAAUUUAGAGGAAAAAGAGGAUAAAAUACAAUUAGAGGUAACAGAAUACUGUGAUAAAACAAAUUUGCAAGAAACUGACUCUGAAAAUUUAAUUAAUUAUGACGAUAGCGUUGGUUUAAUGCAAAAUAAAAGUUGUGCUAUGACUAAGACAAGAAGCUGUGGUGCGGGAUUAGACGAAGAUGAUUCAAUUUCAUCGAAUGAAUAUGACAAAAAGCUACAAAUUCCAGGCUCCCUCCAAUCGCUUGAUAUUGAUACGAAACCUAAACGUAAUUUUAUGAAUAAGUACGUAAAUAAGAUGAAAUUUUUAAUUAAAAAAUAAUUAGUAUAAAAUUAUUUUUUGCUAAUGAUUAAAUUUAAUUGAUCGCUAUUUUACUAUAAAAAAAUUAUGAACUUUUAGAAAUUUAUAAUAAUUAUGACAGCAAUCUUGGUGAAACAAUUGUGCCUAAACAAUGUGUCUCAUAUUAUUUUUUGUUUACAUGAAUAAAAUUUCAAUUAAUAUAAGUGCCUAUAUAACAUAAUUACAUAAUAUAAUAUGAAUAGCUUUAUAUUGAAUGCUUUAAGUCAGU
This is a messenger RNA of Chelonus insularis, 4836 nucleotides long. RefSeq names its product sterile alpha and armadillo motif (gene Sarm). Gene Ontology annotation, cellular component: dendrite. NCBI's taxonomy places the organism in Eukaryota, Metazoa, Arthropoda, Insecta, Hymenoptera, Braconidae. Gene Ontology annotation, biological process: response to axon injury; negative regulation of MyD88-independent toll-like receptor signaling pathway; signal transduction. Gene Ontology annotation, molecular function: signaling adaptor activity; protein binding; NAD+ nucleosidase activity. The record is from RefSeq and is a predicted model, not a curated record.